GUGGCGUUGUUCGGGCGAGCCGACGACGAGACCGAAGCUGUCUGGAAAUUUGUCUCGUGGGUUAGACUCAAACGUUUUCUUCAUAUUAGGUAAUUUUUUGUUCGUGCGACAAGUUAAUCGCUCCACAUUUUAACACACGCCACUUUUAGUGUCCCGAAUUAGAUUGGACAAUGGCUGCCGCUGAGGUAAACGGCAGCUCUGCCACGCCUAAGGAAGAAGAAGAGCCCAUGGAUGUGACAACAACACACACAGAGAAUUACCAGACGCUCAUUGACGCCGGGCUGCCCCAGAAAGUGGCUGAAAGUCUAGAUAACAUCUUCCAGACAGGGUUGGUGGCCUAUGUUGACCUCGACGAAAGGGCCAUAGAUGCACUGCGUGAGUUCAAUGAAGAGGGCGCGCUUACUGUGCUGCAGCAAUUCAAAGAGAGCGACCUGUCCCACGUACAGAAUAAAAGUGCUUUCCUUUGUGGAGUCAUGAAGACUUACAGACAGAGAGAAAAACAAGGAAGUAAAGUACAAGAGUCCACCAAGGGCCCAGAUGAGGCGAAAAUAAAGGCUCUGUUGGAGCGGACAGGAUACACCCUGGAUGUCACCACAGGACAAAGGAAAUAUGGAGGUCCCCCACCUGAGGAUGUGUUCAAAGGAACACAACCAGGGAUUGGAACUGAGGUGUUUGUCGGAAAAAUUCCAAGGGAUUUGUAUGAAGAUGAGCUGGUGCCGCUCUUUGAGUCUGCAGGUGCCAUCUGGGACCUCAGGCUAAUGAUGGACCCUCUCUCUGGUCAGAAUAGAGGUUACGCCUUCAUCACAUACUGCAAUAAAGAUGAUGCACAAAAGGCUGUAAAGCUUUGUGAUAACCAUGAAAUCCGCCCUGGCAAGUACUUGGGAGUGUGUAUAUCUGUUGCAAACAAUCGCCUGUUUGUUGGAUCAAUUCCAAAGAACAAGACAAGGGAAAGUAUAUUGGAAGACUUUGGCAAAGUAACAGAGGGUCUCCAAGAGGUGAUAUUGUACCACCAGCCAGACGACAAGAAGAAGAACCGUGGCUUCUGUUUCCUGGAGUACGAGGAUCACAAGUCCGCAGCACAGGCUCGUCGCCGCCUGAUGAGCGGCAAGGUCAAGGUGUGGGGAAACCCAGUCACUGUGGAGUGGGCCGACCCUGUUGCUGAGCCAGACCCGGAGGUCAUGGCCAAGGUCAAGGUGCUCUUUGUUAGGAAGCUGGCCACAGCAGUGACAGAAGAGCUUCUUGAAAAGACUUUCUCUCAGUUUGGAAAGUUGGAGCGAGUGAAGAAAUUGAAAGACUACGCUUUUGUUCAUUUUGAAGAAAGGGAUGCUGCCGUAAAGGCGAUGGAUGAGAUGAACGGGAAGGAGCUGGGAGGAGAAGAAAUUGAGAUCGUCCUGGCAAAGCCCCCAGACAAGAAGAGGAAAGAGCGCCAAGCAGCUCGGCAGACCACCAGGAAUGCAGGGUAUGACGACUACUACUAUUACCCUCCUCCUCGCAUGCCGCCACCAGGCCGAGGCAGGGGUCGUGGUGGCCGAGGGGGCUAUGCCUAUCCUCCAGAUUACUAUGGAUAUGAUGACUACUAUGAUGACUACUAUGGCUACGACUAUCAUGACUACCGUGGUGGCUAUGAAGACCCUUACUACGGCUACGAAGAUGUGUACAGCAUGAGGGGCCGCGGCACUCGUCCCAGCAGGGGGGGGCCUCCUCCACCUAGAGCUCGUGGAGCGCCCCCAGCACGAGGCCGCGGGGGCUAUGCCCAAAGAGGGCCACCCCUUGGUGGUCCAAGGGGUGGCCGAGGAGGGCGGGGAGCCCCUUUCCAGCCACAGAGGGGCCGCGGUCCUCGCGGGGCCAGAGGCAACCGUGGUGGUAACGUCGGCGGAAAGAGGAAGGCAGACGUGUUUAACCAGCCUGACUCCAAGCGCCGCCAGACCAACAACCAACAGAACUGGGGGUCCCAGCCCAUCGCCCAGCAGCCCCUGCAGCAAGGGGCCGACUAUUCCGGUAACUAUGGUUACAGUAAUGACACCAUGGAGUUUUCACAGGAUUCUUAUGGGCAGCAGUGGAAGUAGAUGCACCCAAAGGUAUUUGGCAACAAAAAAAGAGAAAAACAACAAUAAAAAGAAAAAAAAAAACAAAAACAAACAGGAGAUUGGCCACAAUUUUUUGAUUGACUUUUUAUUCUUCACCCCUCAUGAAAAAAAAAUCUGUAUAUAUCGCCAAAAAAAAACGGACAGACCCCAGAAUUGGCUCGACAUGAUUGGCUGGAAAGCCUUUUGGCUGAAGAAGUGAACGUAACCGUUGUGGUGAAUCAUUUCUUACUCCCACGGUUACAUUGGGACAUGUGUCUUAAAAAAAAACAAACAUACACACAAAACACUUUUAUUGUUACGUUUUGUUCCUGAUUCUUUUAAAGCCAACAAUGAACAUUUACAAAAAAAAGAAAAAAAAAAGUGGACAUUCAUUCUCAAAAGUCUGAGAGGACAUUAAAUAAUGACAUUGCCUUGCAGGAAGUUUUUGUCCAUGCCCCCUUUCCUCCUUCCCCUUCUUGUACUCCCUUUAUUUGUGGUUUCUCAUAGUUGCUUAGGGACUUGCUUGUAAAUAAAUGCAUAUGGUUAGAGCUUCAUACUUCAUUUUUUGCAAUGGUGGAGAAAAGAAUCCACAGGAAGGACGAAAUCAAAGUUUUGUAAUGUUCAAAGUGUAUGCCUAGCAUUUCUAGAGGUAGACAAAUUGUGUUUUUUUAAAACUGAUACCAUAACUUCCUAUGUUUUCUUUGAACUUGCCCAAUAGAAUUUGGUUUGGCUUACCUUAAGAGCCAUAGCAGUUUGUUCUGAUGUUCUUUGUAUUUAUAACUUUUACGUUUGUUCCGUUUCAAUAAAACUCAGCUGAGCAUCAGUCAAUUGUCA
Molecule: messenger RNA, 2900 nt
Organism: Plectropomus leopardus (leopard coralgrouper)
Lineage: Eukaryota; Metazoa; Chordata; Actinopteri; Perciformes; Serranidae
Gene: hnrnpr
Product: heterogeneous nuclear ribonucleoprotein R
Molecular function (GO): RNA binding
Source: RefSeq, a predicted model, not a curated record